This is a messenger RNA of Hansenula anomala, 1683 nucleotides long. RefSeq lists its product as uncharacterized. The transcript has a single exon. Gene Ontology annotation, cellular component: membrane. The coding region runs from base 1 to 1683 and encodes 560 amino acids. Lineage: Eukaryota; Fungi; Ascomycota; Saccharomycetes; Phaffomycetales; Wickerhamomycetaceae. The record is from RefSeq and is a predicted model, not a curated record.
AUGAGCAUAUCUGUAUCACUAUUCUUCCUUGUAUCUGCACUGCUGGUGUUCUACAACACAUAUACACAUCUUUGGUUUCAAAUAAUCAAAAUCUUUGAACCCACAAAGUUCAAUUCAAAAUAUGCAGACAUUAAAGAUGAUGAUUUAAACUCAAGUUCAUUUGUCAAACUAAUAUCAAGUGAUGAAUUAAGUAUAUCAAACCAAAGAAUCAUAGAUCUUUUGAAGAAAUUUUCAAGAAUUGCAUUCUCAACAAGUAUUACAACAUCUUUUUUAGUCAUUGAAUUUAUUCUGUAUCAUUUUAUUAGUGAUGGUGGAAAUCAAGAUAAUCAUACUGCUCUAAAUUUAUGGAAUUUGAACCUGGUGGUGAUUACAAUCAAUCUGAUAGUAAUACAUCCUAUACUGAUAACGGUCUUACUGGUUAACAAGUUUUUCAAAUCAAGUUUGCUCAAUAAUUUGACCAUCAAAUCAAUAGCUACAUUGAUAAUUUUCAUCUUUUGGUGUCUCACAUUAUCAAAAUUUGAUUCAUUCACAGAUUUAAACAUUGUGGACAAUACAGACUCACAUGUUAUUGCAUAUUACCUAUUGAGAAUAUCAGUCAUUGGUAUAACUUUGAUUGCUGCUCUCAAUGGUGUUGGUUCAUUCUCAACAGCGUAUUAUAAUUUCUUCAAGAGAUUCAAGAGAUCUAAUUCAACUUCAUCAUUUCAACAAUCUACACCUCAAUAUCUGGAAACCCUGGAGAAAACUUUACAAAAUACAAGUAACAUGAUCAAAAGUAAAGAAAUUGAAUAUGAAAAACAACAAUCAUCAAGACCAUAUGCCGAUGAUUCUCAAUUGAAUAAAAGACCUGGAUUCCAACCAAAGAAAUCAUUCUUAGAUCUAAAUACUUUAAAUCAAACACUCAACCCUUUCAAAAGUAAUACGUCAAAAGUUGAAAAUGAACUGAUUUCAGAGAUCAAUUCUUUGAAAAUUAUCAAAAAUGAUAUAUACCUCAAGAUGUUAAAAGUUGAAAGAAAUAUAAACCAAUCUACAUCACAAGAUAAAUUUCACGUUAAAAUACGGAAAAUCAUUCAAUUAUCAUUAUCAAUAUAUUGUACGUUCAAAAUACUACAAGUGACAUCAAUAAAGAUCAUCUCAAUUUUCAAUUCUAAAUUCUAUGAUGAAGUUUCCACAAAGGAAUCAGAUCCACUGGUGCUAACCAUUGUGAAAACAAUUCAAAUAUUCAUCACAGUCAAAGAUGAAGAAUUCAUAACAAAUCAAUUGAGUUUCAUAGUAUCCGGCGCAUUGUUUCUUUGUUCAAUAAAUGGUGUAUUCAUGACAUUCCAACAUUUAUACAGAUUCCUACCAUUAGAUCUAUCAAAAUUGAGCAAGACAACAACUCCAAAUACCAAAUAUCAAUCAGUUUCAAUCAUCAAAAAUUUAUUAAUAAGUGAAUUGACAGGGAUCUAUACUUUAGCCACCAUCUUAAUCUUGAAAUCAAAUCUAACUUCAAAUUUUAGUUCAAAAUUAAACACUUUAUUUUCAUUAACAAAUCAAAACAUUUCAAUCGUUCAAUUGGAUAAUUGGUUCGACAAGAUAUUUUUGGUUAGUGUUGUUCUAACUGCAGUUUGUAUAAAAACUGCAGAAUACCUAAGUGAUGAUAUUGAUGGGUUUGAAGACCAAGCAUUAGCUGGAAAGAUUGUAUAG